CCCCAAAACACCGCGAGACUCCGAAACACACGCGCCCUCCAUGCCCACCAGCCACGCAAUCUCCCGCGUAGACGAACAGACGCCGCUGAUUGCUCCCCCUACAUCGCAAGAAACCGGCCCGAGCAGCGGUGCCAGCAUGAGCAGCGCGCUUUUCUGGAAAGUGGGGGCGCUGUCAGGGGCGCUGGCAGUCGGGCUCGGCGCGUUCGGCGCCCACGGGCUCAAGAAGCGCAUCGCCGACCCGGCCAAGCUGGCCAACUGGGGCACAGCGGCGCACUACCAGCUGAUCCAUUCGGUCGCCAUCCUGCUCGCGCACAACCACCCCGUGCCGGCGACGCUGUUCGCGGCUGGGACGGCCCUCUUCAGCGGCAGCAUCUACGCGCUGACGCUGGACACGGAGCGGUUCCGGUUCCUGGGGCCCGUGACGCCGCUCGGCGGCCUGCUGCUGAUUGGCGGCUGGGUGGCGCUGGCGUUUGCCAAGGGUGGUCCGCCGCCCCGGUGGCCGCGCUUCUAAGUCUGAUCAUGUCUCUGUGGGUUGACUGGCAUGCGGAAUGCUGCGGGUAUUCAGCUUCUGUA
This is a messenger RNA of Lasiosphaeria miniovina, 573 nucleotides long. RefSeq lists its product as uncharacterized. Bases 41 to 511 code for a protein of 156 amino acids. Lineage: Eukaryota; Fungi; Ascomycota; Sordariomycetes; Sordariales; Lasiosphaeriaceae. The record is from RefSeq and is a predicted model, not a curated record. The transcript is spliced from 2 exons. Gene Ontology annotation, cellular component: membrane.